Equus quagga is the source of this 2893-nucleotide messenger RNA. RefSeq names its product DM1 protein kinase (gene DMPK). Gene Ontology annotation, cellular component: cytoplasm; cytoskeleton. Gene Ontology annotation, molecular function: ATP binding; protein serine/threonine kinase activity. The record is from RefSeq and is a predicted model, not a curated record. Lineage: Eukaryota; Metazoa; Chordata; Mammalia; Perissodactyla; Equidae. The transcript has 15 exons. Gene Ontology annotation, biological process: peptidyl-threonine phosphorylation; actomyosin structure organization. The coding region runs from base 227 to 2113 and encodes 628 amino acids.
GGGUUAAGGCCUGGAGGCGGGAGGGGGCCGGACUGAGGGGUGGGGAGAAGGGGAGGAGGCCUCAGCAGCCCGCAAAGAGAAGUGGCCAGAGAGGCCCAGGGGACAGCCAGGGACAGGCAGACAUGCGGCCAGGGCCCGGGGGCCUGGACAGGGGCUGCCAGGCCCCGUGACGGGAGGACCCCGUGCCCCUGGCCCGGGGAGGGGGCCAUGGUGCUGCCUGCCCGACAUGUCAGCCGAGGUGCGGCUGAGGCGGCUCCAGCAGCUGGUGCUGGACCCCGGCUUCCUGGGGCUGGAGCCCCUGCUCGACCUUCUCCUGGGCGUCCACCAGGAGCUGGGCGCCUCCGACCUGGCCCAGGACAAGUAUGUGGUGGACUUCCUGCAGUGGGUGGAACCCAUCGCGGCGAGGCUUAAGGAGGCCCGACUGCAGAGGGAUGACUUCGAGAUUCUGAAGGUGAUCGGACGCGGAGCGUUCAGCGAGGUAGCGGUGGUGAAGAUGAAGCAGACGGGCCAGGUGUUCGCCAUGAAGAUCAUGAAUAAGUGGGACAUGCUGAAGCGAGGCGAGGUGUCGUGCUUCCGCGAAGAGAGGGAUGUGUUGGUGAACGGGGACCGGCGCUGGAUCACGCAGCUGCACUUCGCCUUCCAGGACGAGAACUACUUGUACCUGGUCAUGGAGUACUACGUGGGCGGGGACCUGCUAACGCUGCUGAGCAAGUUUGGGGAGCGGAUCCCGGCCGAGAUGGCGCGCUUCUACCUGGCUGAGAUUGUCAUGGCCAUAGACUCGGUGCAUCGGCUGGGCUACGUGCACAGGGACAUCAAGCCGGACAACAUCCUGCUGGACCGCUGUGGCCACAUCCGCUUGGCCGACUUCGGCUCCUGCCUCAAGUUGAGGGCGGACGGAACGGUGCGGUCGCUGGUGGCUGUGGGCACCCCGGACUACUUGUCCCCCGAGAUCCUGCAGGCCGUGGGCGGCGGGCCCGGGACGGGCAGCUACGGACCCGAGUGUGACUGGUGGGCGCUGGGCGUGUUCGCCUAUGAAAUGUUCUACGGGCAGACGCCCUUCUACGCCGAGUCCACGGCCGAGACCUACGGCAAGAUCGUGCACUACAAGGAGCACCUGUCUCUACCGGUGGCAGACGCGGGGGUCCCUGAGGAGGCUCGCGACCUCAUCCAGCGGCUGCUGUGUCCUCCGGAGACGCGGCUGGGCCGGGAAGGUGCAGGCGAUUUCCAGAAACAUCCGUUCUUCUUUGGCCUCGACUGGGAAGGUCUCCGAGACAGCAUGCCCCCCUUUACGCCUGAUUUCGAGGGUGCCACUGACACGUGCAACUUCGAUGUGGUGGAAGAUGGGCUCACUGCCAUGGUGAGCGGGGGCGGGGAGACGCUGUCAGACAUACAGGAAGGCGUGCCCCUGGGCGUCCACCUGCCUUUCGUGGGCUACUCUUACUCCUGCAUGGCCCUCAGGGACGAUGAGGUCCCGGGCCCCACACCCAUGGAACUGGAGGCUGAGCUGUUGCCUGAGCCACCUGUGCAAGUGCCCAGCCUGGAGCCCACAGUGCCCCCACUGGAGAAAACAGCUGAAGCGGCAGGUCCAGAGGCCGUUCCCGCGGUGGCAGAGGCGGAGAUGACGCUGCGGGAGCUCCAGGAGGCCCUGGAGGAGGAGGUGCUGACCCGGCAGAGCCUGAGCCGGGAGCUGGAGGCCAUCCGCACGGCCAACCAGAGCUUCGCCAGUCAGCUCCGCGAGGCCGAGGCCCGGAACCGGGACCUGGAGGCGCAAGUCCGGCUGCUGCAGGAGCAGAUGGAGCAGCUGCAGGCAGAGGGAGCUGCAGCUGUCACGGGGGUCCCCAGUCCCCGGGCCACGGAUCCACCUUCCCAUCUAGAUGGCCCCCCGGCCGUGGCUCUGGGCCAGUGCCCGCUGGUGGGGCCAGACCCCAUGCACCGCCGCCACCUGCUGCUCCCUGCCAGGGUCCCUAGGCCUGGCCUAUCGGAGGCGCGUUCCCUGCUCCUGUUCGCCGCUGCUCUGGCUGGUGCCGCCGCCCUGGGCUGCGCUGGGUUGGUGGCCUGCGCCGGCCACCUCGCCCCUGUCUGGCGCCGCUCGGGAGCCGCCUUCGCCCCCUGAACCCUAGAGCCCCAGCCUGUCCUCCACUCGGGCCCCGCUGGAGGGUUGGGUGACCCGGGAACGGCCCAGAAGCCACUCCCACCGCCCCGGUUGACACCACCCCAAGCGUGGGUCUCCGCCCAGCUCCAGCCCUGUGAUCCGGGCCCGCCCCCUGGCGGCCGGGGAGGGAGGAGCCGGCCCGCGGCCGGAGCACGGGGCGCCUGGGAGGGUGGGAACCGGGAGUGCUGCUGCUGCCGCUGCCGCUGCCGCUGCCGCUGCCGCUGCUGCUGGGCGGGAUCGCGGACCACUUCCUUCCUCCGGCCCGGCGGAGGCCCCGACGCAGCCGGACACACUGCGACCUCGAGAAGGCAGCAGGGCCAGGGCGCGGCCAUCCGUUUUUCACCCUCCACGCACCCCCACCCACAGCGGCUCGCAAACCACAGAUCCCCCUGUGCAUGAGGCCCCGGCCUCCCGGGAACGUCCUCCUCCCGUAGCGAAGGUCCAGCGCGCGCUCCGCCCGCUUCCCGGGAACCUCUCGCUUCUGCCAGCCCCGCUUUUUCGGGGACUCCGCGCCCUCCUCCUCACGUGCGCCGCUCUCGGAGCUACACCGGCUCCUCCCGCCUCGGCGUUUGGGUAUUUAUUGACCUGUCCUCCGACCCGCUGACAGGCUCCAGGACCCCAGCACCCUGAUCCACGUUUUGGAUGCACUGAGACCCCGACAUUCCUCGGUAUUUAUUGUCUCUCCCCACCUAGGACCCCACCCCCGAUCCUCGCGAAUAAAAGGCCCUCUCGUCUGUCCCA